GAUGGUGGCGUUGACGGAAGCGAUGGAAAAGGAAAAGGAAAAUGAAGAAGGAAAUGGCGGAGGCUCUGGCGAUGAUGGUUUCCUAAUGGCCACGUCAGAAGAUGGUCGACUGUACUACGAUUUACUGUUGAGGGGAGCACAAACGCCCAGCCUGAAGGAGACAUCCUAUCAGGUCAGCUCCCAGUUGGACCUCGCUUUCACCUCAGCUCCUUCCCUUAGAAAGCAGAUGGACAAACAGCUAACGGAGUCCCGCGAUGCCCUGACCUCGGCCUUCAAAGACAUAAGGUAAUCGACGGAGGAACAGCGCAGCCUGGUGGAGGGCGUGUUCCUGCGGGUGGGUUAGCUGCACAGCCUCGUCAUGGGGGAGUUCUCCGGCAUCAAUGCGGAGGACAUCCAGUCGGCGGCACUUGUGGUGAGGGCCGUGAGGCCCCUUGCAUCCACGUUCGGGACGUUGCUGGUGGUGUACUCCGCCCUCUGCUUCAGGGACCCAUUGGCGGCGGCGGUGGCGCGGCUGGAGGAGCUUACGCAGGCAACGCAGGAGCUCAAGAAACUCUUCGGCUUCGGCGGGGGUGCGAAUCAGGCAUUAGAACAAACAGUCGCUGGAUCGCUUAUGGAAGUCUUCGAGUACAGCGACUCCUUCGACGACACCUACUACCCCAACGACGAGUCUGACCUGGAGGAAUGCCUGGCUAUGCCCAAUAUCCACCCCCCGCCGAUGUGCAAGACGAGGAACACAUACCCCCUUUGGCCCCGCAAACCCUCCUCCCCGAAUCCCGUCCUUGAUAGCUAUCGAGUCCCCCACCGCCUUCAGUCUCCUCGUGGAACGUAAGUGGAGUUUGAUGCGCCGGAUUGCGCCCUCCUGCCGAACUCAAACUGCAGCAGGAGUCAGAUCAGGAGGAGGCCGGAGUGGUGCAGUAAUGCGAGGUGGGGUGGGAAGAAGUGUUUGCUGCCCUCUAUCGGUGUAAUGAGUAAGUAGAUGUUAUGUUCCUAUUAUAAUAGGACGGUGUUUGAAAUUAAUCUGCAGCUUGUUUAUUUAUCAUUGGAAGUGAAUAGAUUUAUGUCAUAUUCCAGGCUCUUUGUUUUUGAGGGCGGGGGGAAGUAACCGUGUAUGUAAAGAUAUUGAUAUGACUGAUUUCAUUGUGUUUCUUUAGUUCUGUUGUUGAAUUCUCAUAACAUAGCUUAGUUUCUACUUUUUAUACCUCGAAAUUUCAAUGUUUUUGUUUUGUUUUUCUUUUAUUUGUGUGUGGUGCUUGUAAGGUCUACAAGUAUUAUAGAACAAAUAUUUAUUUUAUUUUAAAAA
Molecule: messenger RNA, 1300 nt
Organism: Eriocheir sinensis (Chinese mitten crab)
Lineage: Eukaryota; Metazoa; Arthropoda; Malacostraca; Decapoda; Varunidae
Exons: 7
Coding region: 359-829 (156 amino acids)
Source: RefSeq, a predicted model, not a curated record